Molecule: messenger RNA, 1714 nt
Organism: Indicator indicator
Lineage: Eukaryota; Metazoa; Chordata; Aves; Piciformes; Indicatoridae
Gene: UBE2B
Product: ubiquitin conjugating enzyme E2 B
Exons: 6
Coding region: 41-499 (152 amino acids)
Biological process (GO): DNA repair; protein polyubiquitination; proteasome-mediated ubiquitin-dependent protein catabolic process
Cellular component (GO): HULC complex
Molecular function (GO): ubiquitin conjugating enzyme activity
Source: RefSeq, a predicted model, not a curated record
CGGUGGCGCUAAGGUAGGGACUGUUUUGCUCGCGGCGAUCAUGUCCACCCCGGCGCGGCGCAGGCUGAUGCGCGACUUCAAGAGGUUGCAAGAAGACCCUCCUGUGGGUGUCAGUGGUGCACCUUCUGAGAACAAUAUCAUGCAGUGGAAUGCAGUUAUAUUUGGGCCAGAAGGGACACCUUUUGAAGAUGGUACCUUUAAGCUAGUCAUAGAGUUCUCAGAAGAAUAUCCAAAUAAGCCUCCAACUGUUAGGUUUCUAUCAAAAAUGUUCCAUCCAAAUGUCUAUGCAGAUGGCAGCAUAUGCUUAGACAUUCUGCAGAACCGCUGGAGCCCAACAUAUGACGUCUCCUCUAUUUUAACUUCAAUCCAGUCACUGCUUGAUGAACCUAACCCCAACAGCCCCGCAAACAGCCAGGCAGCACAGCUCUACCAGGAGAACAAACGGGAGUAUGAGAAGAGAGUGUCAGCCAUCGUGGAGCAGAGCUGGAAUGACUCCUAACAGCUGCUGUGCUCCUCGCCCUUGUGUCCAACCUCAGCCCCUAAAGCGGCUGCCCUGGACUUCAAGUGCCACAGGCCUAAGAAUCUGCAGAAACAAAACAGCCCUUGCAAACCAAAUCCAGCCCAGCCUAGGAAACUGCAGAGCUCGUGUAUCUUGGUUAACAUCAUUUUGAUUGCAUGGUAGGAAUUAAGUUAUUGCUCCAUGGGUUUGUAAUAUAUCCUGUCUGUAUUUGUGUUUCCCAGUGUAUGAUGUUGCUGUGGAGUUCUCCUGAUGGGACAGACACAUUUUGUAAAUCUGUACUUUUUUCAGAUAUCAAAUGCCUUAUUUUUGAAUUCUUUAGAUUUUUAAAUUGGAGAAAGAGCACUUAAAGUUUUUAUAUAUAAAUAUUUCAUGUACAACUGUUAAAUACAUAACCUUAACGCCAGACACCCUGCUCUCACUCACUCUUGUCCAAGGGCUCAUUCCCAGUCUGUUUUUCCUCUUGGUAACAUUACACCACGCACUUUACAAACAGCAAAGUUAAUCCAAGAUGUCAGUGUCUUCGCUGGAUGUCUGUGCUUCUCCACCAGAGCUUCACUGGAGCCUGUGUGUCCUCAGUUGUAUGAGGAAGGGGAGUAAUGGUAGCUGCCAGCUCACAAAUGGGGAAGUGAUGGAAGAGUUUUGCUUUAAACCCUGCUUCAGACCAGCAGCAGUGGCCAGGGGAUCUGGUUGAGGGCCAGGCAUGGUGAUCAUGUAUUGUAGUGACUUUUAUUCUUCAGGGAGAUUGUACUUUACCAAGCUGUAAAAUGCUGCCGUCUGAACCUGUCCUGUAUUCACUGGCUGAUGCUGUAAGAGAGCUCUGAGGAUCUCCUGCUCAUUAAAGAGGUGUCCCAUUAGUUUGCCUUGAGGGUAAGGGAAGGCAUUGAGCACCAAGAGAAGGAACCAUGCAGAGUGAAUGGAGUGACUCCAACACUUGGCUGUGGACCACAGGGUCAGGUCUCAUGUCUGUAGCGCAGAGGUUCCACGUCCUCAUAACCUGCCAGGUCUAAAGAAGUUUGGGGUUGUAAAUGUCAGUGUGGUCAUUUCGGUCAUUUCUUGCUGUGUUCUGUAAACCAGGCUUCAUGGCUACAGUAAAGAUCAAGCCCUUUUUUCUCUUUUUUCCUUCCAGCAGUACAAUUGUAAUCCCUGUGUCAUCAUUCCAACCAGGAUUACCUGCAAAUCCCACCCCAAAAUACA